Molecule: messenger RNA, 2300 nt
Organism: Ooceraea biroi (clonal raider ant)
Lineage: Eukaryota; Metazoa; Arthropoda; Insecta; Hymenoptera; Formicidae
Product: Juvenile hormone binding protein 3
Biological process (GO): multicellular organismal reproductive process
Source: RefSeq, a predicted model, not a curated record
CAUCCACUUCCAGCUCGACCAUCCUCGGAACCACCACUGCGGGUCAAUUGCGGGUCAGCCGUAGAUCAGCAACCCCUCGUCGUCGAGUCUCAGUCGUCUAGACGUUUGGAAGGCACUUUCGUUGAGCUUCCCGUCUGCUCUUCUUCCUCAUUUACAAGAAUGGCGGCGAAGGCAACACUUAUCGCGUUCCUGUUGGCGACGAUCGGUGCAAUAACUGCACGAGAUAUACCCGACUUCCUGCAUAUUUGCAAUACCCGCGACCCGCAGUACAAUGAUUGUCUCCUCGAGAGCGUAAGAACGUUGCAGCCUUAUCUGAAGACAGGCGUACCGGAUUACAAUGUGCCGUCCUUAGAACCCCUCAAACUGAAGAAACUGACGUUUACUCCAACAAAUAGCUUGCGGUUACAGGCGAGUGAUAUCGACGUGUUCGGUGCUAGCAACUAUAUUCCUCAUAAGGCGAGAGCCGAUACCGAGAAAUUGCUUUACGCAAUAGACAUCGAAUUACCGAACAUCAUCGUCGAGGGAAAAUACGAGAUGAACGGCAGGGUGUUGUUACUUCCGAUUCAUGGCUCCGGCGGAUUGCACGGCAACUUCUCGAAUUGUAUAGGCGCGGUCAGAGUUCUAGGUGAAAAGUAUACAGAGGAGGGCGUCGAGAAGAUACGCAUUAAGGAUUUCAAUUUGAAGAUCUCUGUGGGCCACGGGACGCUGAAACUGGACAACCUGUUCGGUGGCGAACAGGUACUCGGAGAUGUCGUCAAUAACGCCAUCAACAAUAACUUCGACCUCUUCAUGAAGGAACUUCUGCCGUUGGUGGAGAAGGCGCUGUCCAAGGCGUUCCAGAAUAUCGCUGACAAUAUCGUUCAGCAGUUCUCGUAUGAGCAACUCUUCCCCAAUGCGUAAAUCUAUUGAGGUGAUCCAGGCGAUCGGGCGGGCUGGAAGAUAGCGACGUAGACUAGAUUCGGAAAUGCAUUGCACAAUAACAACAACGGACCCAGGAAUAUUCAGGCCACUUCGAAUCUUCAGCCAGGGGAACUCUUUCUUUCUGUAUGAACCUUGGCUGAACAGCAUCGUUCCACUUGUCACGGAGAUUGUCUGAGAUUCUAUAGCGUAUUUAAUGCGACUUACCGAUUUUCGCAAUCGAUGACAGCUAGGACAAUUAUGAAGAUUACGGAAUGACAUCCAUUGAGAAUCCGACUGCAAAUCAUCGUGGCGGAAGAUGUCAACAAUCGACAAUUACGCGAAUCAUUAUUAAUGAUUCUGACCAUGCAUAAUAAAGUAAAUGCUAUGCAAACAUCGGGUUUUCCGAUAUUUGCAAAGCGUUUAAUUUAUUAUGCGAGACUAACUACUAAUGGAUACGGAAAUAGCGUGAAACAACCGAACGUUUCUUAAUAGCACUAUUUAAGGAAGACGAUAAUGCUUUUUAAAAAAUUGAAAAAAAGACUAAAAGCGAAGGGAAAAAGUGUAUUUAAUUAUUUUUAUGAUAUUGAAAUACUAACGAAUCGUGCAAGAAUUUCGAAAAAUAUAUUUAUAUAUUCUUGACAGGAAAUGUGUUCCGCAAAUGCGUAAAUUUUCAGGAUCUCUAUCAUUAUUUCCACGUAACUCCAAAUGAAGCUACUUUAUAUGAUAGGCUACUGUAUGAGCACUUAGAAUUAGACUUGCAAAGUCCUUGAUCAACAAAACGAGAAGCUUCUUUUAUAAAAGUGAGAUACGGUAUAGGAAAAAUUUUUAUUUUUGCUUCAAUUCUAAUUCUCUCGAUAAAAGCUAUCGUGCGAUUUUACUUUCUGAAAAUAAGAGAGAAGAUAAAAACUAGAAAAGUGAUUUAUCGACGCAUAGUAAGCGCACAACGAUUUUCCAAGUAGAUUAAUUCUGUCCACCAUUUAUCCCGACAGGUAAAAAGAAAUCUGUAGAAACUGUGAGCUACUGGUAUAUGUAUAUAUAUAUACAUAUAUAUAUAUAUACACACACAUAUAUAUAAUAAACUGCGCGUCCUGUAAGAGGUAAUGGGUCCAGCAGGUAUAAAAGAGAGAAAUAGCGUGUUUUCCUUGUCUGAUAGUCCAAUUGUGUGUGAUGGAAAGAAAAAGAGAUGAGGGGUAGUCGCUUCUCUCACUUACUCAUUCACUCGCUCUCUAUCUCACAAUCUCAUGCUUCUCCAACAUAGCGAUCUUCCCAAAGCAUUAUGUGACAGAGAAAGCACGCCACAAACCAUAUUUCUAUCUUUUUAUCUUGUCCCCAACCAUUCUAUAAAGCCGCGCUACCGGUGAGCUCAGUGUAUCCUUCAAAAUAAAUGGUUAUUAAUAAUA